CGUGCUCGAUUCAUUCUUAGUUUUCUUGUGGAWAGCGGAAUAAUAUUAUGGAURAUACMCYAGAUAUAACGUUCCAAAGACUUCGUCCAACAUGUGUAAAGCUUUCAAAACAGCCAAGUCGWGAAUGCAUUCAAGAACUACGCGAGUCUCUUGAACAUGUGGAAWCAGACCAUCUUGUCAAACUUACAGAAUACGUCUUCUUCCCGCUUCAACUCACACUUCAGAGAACUGGAUUGUCUAACGAACUGAAACAAGAUGCCGUUAUCUGUAUAGAAGCUGUGAUAYGCAAAGCAAAAGUACAUAAGUUGAAUGUUUUUACUGAUAUAUUUAACGCAUUGACAGUCUUACUCAGUGGCAAAGAGCCUGGCAAAGUGGCGGAAGUUUCAGAGGAACUAAAGCUGGCUAUACUUUCCUGUUUAGAUUGCCUGUUAGAUAGUUCGGGCCUUGUGAUUCGUAGCGUUUUGUACAGACCGAAAUUACUCCCAUCUCUGGGACAUGCUAUUUCUCUGUUUCUGGAUAUCAUACGACAUGAAAAAGCAAGAGAACUUAAARUAGCUGCUUUAAAGUGYUUAAAAAUCAUUUCCUUUUGUGAUAACAGUGGAAGAGAAAACACCAAGUUAGUGGAAAAUACAUUUCAGUGUAAUGAWCUUGAGGAGKAUGAAAGGAAUGMUAUGUACAGGRAUAUUCGCGACAGUGCAUCCAUUGCAAUGUCGUCAUUUCUACCAGGAAUCUCAUUGGCUUUAGYAAAUGUAKUUAACAGUGACCCAACRCAAGGYCAUGCAAUAGUUUCAUUAGCUAUAGAUAUUUGGGGUUCUAUAGUUGCCAUGGUGAUGAGUGACAGCUGUAUGCCAUUGAGUAGUGGUAAUAAUGUUGAUGAUGACAUCACUGCGACAAUUUCACUGCUAGCRAAGCUGCAGACUAACRCUAAUGAUGACACUCAAUCAGAACAUGAUAACGCUAGUAAUAAUGAUACUAAACAAGAUGUAUCAGCAAAGUCUAGAGAUUUGGUAGUUAACAGAACAGAUGAGUGGUUCAAAAGUACUGGAUUGAAAUUAAAAGUUUUGGUUGAAAGACUCACAUCUACAGUAUCUUGCCACUCAAAAUGGAAAGUACGUCUUUCAUUGGUGCAUUUCUGUGAGUCUGUUGUUGUGAAUUGUUCUGAGUCCAUGUCAUGCUGCAUCUCUAUGCUUGUUGAUGUUCUUGUUGGUGCUCUUGAGGAUGAAUACAGUCARGUGUCUCUCAAAAGUAAAGAAGUUUUGGAUACCUUAGGAAAACAACAAGAUAAAAAAGGAUCAAGGACGUCAUUCAAUGCAACACUGGAAGAAAAUCUUUAUUCCAAACUAACAACUCUUCCAAGAUUGAUGAGAACAGCAGAUGACAUCAAUAAACUGAGAGCAUUAAACCUUUUAAAUGGAUACAUGACUCUUUUGAAUGACAAAAUURGCAUUAUUCUUUCAUCUUCAUCACAGUUAAAAAGACUUUCCUUGGCCUUAACACAGAUUUUAGAGCUUGAUGUAUCAGAUGUUGGUAUUGUUGAAGAACGAACACCKGAGAAACAUGAAUCAGCUGUUAUCCCAUCAGACACACAAGGACAAAAUCCAAUGUCAGUGGAUACUGAUAACAUACAAGCCAGCCAAUACCCAAAAUAUCACUUCAAACAUUUCACUGGUGACAAGAUUCAAGAAGCUGUCAAUCACACCUGUCAACUACUAGGUUAUCAUGGUGAUUUGUCACUGUUAGUGGAUCACUUUCUGGAUUUGUUUCACGAGUCAAAUGUCCAUCGAAAACAAGYUGUGUAUGUCUUGAAUGAAAUCGUUGUGGGAUUUUCCAUUAAGUGUCAGGAUGCUAGCAGAAGUUCCGACUCAGAACUGAUGCCUGCUGUCAAAAUUUUACUACCUGCAUAUACCUCACAAACGUCUUGGAAUCUACAAACCUCAACCUCCCGGGGUUGUUCCUCAACUGGCAACAACAUGGUCAACUCCAAACCCAACAUAUCCUAUCAAAAGCUGAACAGCAAUGUUCUACUCACUUGCCUUUUAUUAGAAGGAAUUGGUAUCUUUGCUCRUUCACUUCAGCACAGUUUCAACCCUCUUCUUAUUGAUACAUUGUACCUAGUAUUGGCAAAGUUAGGGGAUGGUAAUGCAGCAAUCAGUCGGUCAGCUUAUGGUACUUUAGUAAUGAUAAGCAAGAACUGUGGCUUUUCAUCAGUGGAGGAUCUAAUCACAUCCAAUGCUGAUUACUUAGUUAACUCCAUUGCAUUAGAUCUGAAGUAUGUGUUUGUUAAUGAGCAGGCUCCGCGUGUUUUGAGAGUUAUGAUCCAGUAUAGCAACCAAGAUAUUCUCGCCAUUGUUGAGGAUACUAUUGAGGAUGUGUUUAGUGUGAUGGAUUUGUAUCCAGAUCARCUGAUCUAUGCAUUGAUGAAAGUUCUACAUGCCUUGGUGUACUCAAUGUAUCAGUGGUUUGUAGAUAAACAAAAGCCAGAUAAGGGAAAGCAAGGUGAACAGCAAUUCAAAGGAAAAGAGGAAUUUUCCCAAGAGAUAAGCAGCUUUAUUUUGAAUUAUAUAAAGAGUAAACGGAUUGCACUUGGCGAGGUAAAGUCUGAGGAUUUGAAUGAUGUGGAGAGUGAAGAAGUUGAUGAUGAAGACUUCUACAAACCAGAUGAGAAGCCAGAAAUCCCUUUGCAUGUCAAAUAUGCAACUCAGGUCCUUGAAAAGUGCAUCYAUUUCCUUUCAAGUAAUUCAUCUGUUGUGCGUAUCUUGGUUCUGGACACUGUAUACUAUGGUGUUCUUGCCCUUAAAGAACACGAAAACGACCUGCUUCCUAUGAUACACAGAUUGUGGCCACCRAUAGUCAAUAGAUUGGCUGAUAAAGACCAGGUUGUAAUCAUCAAAGCGAUUAAUGUCAUUGCUACAAUGGCAGAAUGCUCUGGUGACUUUAUGAAGAGACGUGUUCUCAAAGACGUUUUACCAAGACUUCUAAAUCUACUUGAAAARCAAGCRGAAGUGAGCCGAAAAGCUGGCACCAUUUAUUCACAAUCCCAGGCAUUCAAGCUUCAGCUGGCUGCACUUGAGGGCUUGGGAAGACUUUGCAAGCAGUUGGCGGUCAGAGAAGAGCAUCUUUACAAUGUGKCRUGCAAAAGUUGUGUGUAUUUAAGCAGCCGUCAACCAACUGGCCUUCAGGAGGCUGCUGUUGGUGCAUUUGAGAAAUUCAUCAUUGUAGAUCCUGAUUUAGUGUGGCUUGUUCUCAACAACCUACAAUGUCCAGUUGUACCCAAACCUCCCCAGAAUUUAUUUGUGGAGGUUAAAUUAGCAGGGACUGGGCCUGAUAGUAAAGAGUAUGCUAGCAAUGUGUCACUUUUGCUUGGUCAAAUCAAUAUGAAACUACACUAACUACAAUGACUCAUUAUGUAUCUGGAAUUAUUAUUUUAUAAUAAAAUAUUUUAGUGAGCAAUA
This is a messenger RNA of Exaiptasia diaphana, 3452 nucleotides long. Its product is annotated as TELO2-interacting protein 1 homolog. The record is from RefSeq and is a predicted model, not a curated record. Lineage: Eukaryota; Metazoa; Cnidaria; Anthozoa; Actiniaria; Aiptasiidae. The coding region runs from base 48 to 3389 and encodes 1113 amino acids. The transcript is spliced from 8 exons. Gene Ontology annotation, biological process: chromatin remodeling. Gene Ontology annotation, cellular component: cytoplasm.